Molecule: messenger RNA, 2832 nt
Organism: Porites lobata
Lineage: Eukaryota; Metazoa; Cnidaria; Anthozoa; Scleractinia; Poritidae
Source: the annotation of a GenBank genome assembly
AUGCAGCAGGAGUUUUCUAUUUCUGAAAGUCUAAGCCAUUGUUCUGACUAUGAUGAUAUUUUAGAUUUGGACGGACCAAUGGCUUAUCCAUCUCGUGUCCCCAGUUUGAUGCCAAUGGCCUCAAGUCGUGUAUCUAGAGAUGAUGGCUGGCAGCAGGAGAAGUCCUCAUUCCCAGAAGUCAAUGGUCCUUGCCAUAAUUGUCAACCUUUGCUGCAGUCACUCAUCAGCCGUCUUCGCAAUCUGGAAGCUGAGGUUGAGAAACUAAAAAGGAAGCAGAAAAAGGUAUGAAUAAUGAAUACAUAACAUAGUUAAUGAAGGCUGGUUUUAGUAUUGUAAAAUAUAUAAUGCUGUUCAUACAACAUAUUGAUAUUAACUCUUACCUCGUUUGGAGUCAUUUUACUAUCCUCUGUAUGUGUACAUGUAUGUGAUGAUGUUUCACACAUGUGAUGGCAUUAACGCUUAUGCCUACAUCAGACAUGGAGACACCGCUUUGAAUUAAUCUUUGACUAGCAACUAAUAGUAAAAAUAUUCAGUGAGAUUCCCUCACUAUUUAGGAAUGAUUUUCAUUGCUGAGGAACAAUUUAUUUUAGUGCAGUAUUAAAUUCAAAAUUCCACUUCAAGUGUAUAGUAAAUAUUUGGUAAAAUGUACUGGAUAAUUGAGCUGAGUUUACUGUAAUUAAUGAAACUGACUGCAUUAAAUCAACUGAGCCACAGAUAUGUUAGGAGGGAGUUUUAUUGCUGGAACAUUGCCACAAAACGACAUCUGAGAAACAAGUGCAGAAGUUCUAUACUCCUCCUGUACUUAUGAUGAAGAUCUAGCCUGGUUCCAGAAAGGCCAAUUAGUGCUAAUCAAGGAUUAAAGUUUUGUUCCAUUUUUGUACUUUACCUUCCUAUGCAUUGCUCGAAGUAAUAUUUUGUGUUAUCAUUACAGUAUCUCGGAGUAAAGGCUUGACAGUAUUUUGUAAGCUCGAGUUGCAUCUUUUUGGACAAGAAAACCUUGAUUCAAAUACAGCUUAAUCCUGAGUUAAACUACCAUCUUUCGAGGAACCAGGCCAGUGGCUUAAAUCUGAUUGGUUGAAGCAAAUUUUCCUUGUGACAUAUGUCACCAACUUCAAGCAUAGGCACAUACUUGUGGUGAUGAAUCAUCAGCAUGGAAAAUUUGCAGUUGUUCAUCAGACAUCAUUUUACGGCAAAAAAUCACUUGAGUUGAUAUUAUUUUGCUUACUUAUUAAAGCUAUUUUGCCCCUAACCAUAACUGACAUUAUGUCAACAGGGAAAACCAACUUCAGAAAAUGAGGAUGCCCAAGAUACAGAAAGAUUUAAUGGUCUUACUAAGGUAAGUUAAUGACUUUCUUGUUAACAUGAAAGAAAAAAAGAAAAUACAUGCUGAAGAUCACAACUUUGACAUUCAUUUACGGAGCUUAUAAAACUACAUAUUUCCAAAAAAAAUUAAACAGCCGAAGACGGCAGCCGAAGUUCUUGCAAAGAAGCUGUUCACUCAGGAAGAGCUUCAAAAAUCAUCAGUCACUGGAUUUCAGUGUAAUAAAGAUUAUGAGGCACGCCCAGGUCUCAGCCCAUCUAGGAGGAACUUAUUAGAAAGUAAGCAGCAAACAAAAAUUAUUAUUUUUAUUUCAUGCAUGUAUGAAACCAUGUACAGUUAACUCCUUAGUUAAGGCCACCACCCUUUGUGCACGACAAAGUGGUCGCUUUAAAGGGUUGCAUGUCUGCGGAAAAUCAAAUUUUUGAAUUUCUACUUUAAAUGGUGGUUUGGUCGUGAAAUAAAUUUAAGUAGUGGUAACUUAUGAGAGAGGUUUAAAGCAGUAUUUGACGGAGGAACAAAACCGGUUACUUUCAAAGUGCUGACACUUAUGAGGAUGGUAACGCUUGCCAUAAGUUGUCACUAUGAGAGUACUUUUAUAUUAACCCAGUUGUUUAAAAUCCCAUACAAACUCUGUAUUGUUAGAUUCCUAUAAGCGGCCAGCUCUAGUUACGGACACCUUUUUUUGAGUCCCGAGGGUGUCUGCUUACAAGAGCUUCCACUGUACCAAUUGCUUUCCUACAACCUUUACAAUGUGGUCAGUUACCAAUUCCCAAAGGAAAAAUAGCUUCAUUAUUUGACGUAAAUAUGCCCAUGCCAUGUUGACUGUUUUAACUGACAGGAUAUGUAAUUGUUUUAAAAAUCAGGAGAACAGAAUACUUAGACUUGGGAAUCUAAAUGUUACAGGAAACAAUCAAGAAAUGACGUUCAAAUUCCACAGGUCCAAUUAGUGUAACAGCCAAACUGUUUUAACAUAGCUUGACCCCUGUAAUGUCUGCUACUAAUAUUAUUAAAGUACAAGCAUCAGUGUGCAAAGAAAGUAGUGUCCGAUAGCCCGGGGCUAGUGGAUUUUGCUAUCGGGCUACAGUGAAUUCUGUUUUCAACUUGCCCGGCGGGCAACUAUGAAAUCAAUUCUGCUUAGAGAGUCAAAAAGUUUUUGGCGCUAGUUGAAAUGACAUCUGGGCUUAUUAGUAAAUGCUAGCUUCAGCUUGCCCGAAUGGCAAUUAGCUUUAAAAAUGAUUUUCUUUGCACCCUGAAGCAUACAUGAUAAAGGAUACAUAAUUAUUCAGAUGGUAGUAACAACAGUUAAUAACAGCUCAUGGGUCAACAUAAAUUUUUUUUGUUUCUUUGGCUCUUUUCCUUUUACAGGUAUUGUGUUAAGAAAAGCAUUUCCUGGGUCAACUUGGUCAUCCGUGAGAAAAGACUUGAGUUUGGUAUUAAAGACGGCCAGAGCUAGUUUAUUAACUGCAAUCAAACCUGAGCCCAAGAUGAGAGUCAUCACACAAAAAACAUGA